Molecule: messenger RNA, 1045 nt
Organism: Galdieria sulphuraria
Lineage: Eukaryota; Rhodophyta; Bangiophyceae; Galdieriales; Galdieriaceae
Product: mitochondrial carrier, oxoglutarate:malate antiporter
Exons: 6
Coding region: 18-860 (280 amino acids)
Biological process (GO): succinate transmembrane transport; thiosulfate transport; phosphate ion transmembrane transport
Molecular function (GO): malate transmembrane transporter activity; succinate transmembrane transporter activity; antiporter activity
Source: RefSeq, a predicted model, not a curated record
GCUAGUUGUAUAGUGGGAUGACAGCAACCACUAUAGUUCAACCGAUUGAUUUGGUGAAGACCAGACUGCAACUUAGUGGUCAGGGCACAAGAGGUGUUCCAAAAGUGGGAUUCUUUAAGACUUUUGCUGGAGUAGUUGAAAGAGAAAGUUUCUUUGGUCUGUAUCGUGGUUUAACAGCUGCUCUGUUUAGGCAGGUUACCUAUACCACAACUAGGUUGGGCGUUUUUGGUGCACUAAGGGAUGCCAUGGAUAAGAUGACCACACAACCACCUCCUUUUUAUCUAAAAGUAGCGGCUGGGUUGACAGCUGGAGCAAUUGGUGCCUUUGUAGGAACUCCUGCAGAAGUAGCAUUGAUUCGUAUGACCGCAGAUGGAAGACUCCCAAAGGAACAGCAGAGAGGUUACAAAAAUGUUGUAGACGCUUUGAUUCGUAUUGUCCGGGAGGAAGGUCUCUUUACACUGUGGAGAGGAGCGUUUCCCACUAUCGGUCGAGCCAUGGCGUUGAACGCAGCACAACUUUCAACAUACGACCAAGCCAAACAACUCGUUGUUUCUCAUGGCCUUAUUGGUGAUCACAUUGGAGCUCAUGCUUUUGCCUCUUCAGUUGCUGGUUUCUGUGCUUCUUCUGUUAGUUUGCCUUUAGAUAUGGCAAAGACGAGAGUUCAGAAUAUGAAGACCAUUGAUGGUAAAAGAGAAUACAAUGGAAUGAUAGAUUGUCUUAUAAAGGUAGUGAAGUACGAAGGCUUCUUUGCUUUAUGGAAAGGAUUUUGGCCGUUCUUUUUCCGAAUUGGUCCACACACAGUAUUGACUUUUAUAUUUUUGGAGCAAUUCAAGGGAUGGUACUUGCGAAGUCUUAAGUAAUCCUCCAUGACAACAGCUAAUUAGAAGUUUUUCUAUAUUGUGUCUGUUACAAGAACUUUUUUCAUGUUUGGAACGAUUGCUUAAAGUUCUGUUGUGUUUCACAUUGCCAAGUAAUUCGAGUUGGUUUCCAAUUGUACUUUGAGAAAUAAAGCUUUUUAAGAGAUUGCGGACAGAAUUGCUUUGUA